Molecule: messenger RNA, 2817 nt
Organism: Liolophura sinensis
Lineage: Eukaryota; Metazoa; Mollusca; Polyplacophora; Chitonida; Chitonidae
Exons: 10
Coding region: 16-2817 (933 amino acids)
Biological process (GO): sodium ion transmembrane transport
Cellular component (GO): plasma membrane
Molecular function (GO): ligand-gated sodium channel activity
Source: RefSeq, a predicted model, not a curated record
ACUGAGCACCUGAGAAUGGCAAAUCUUACCUUCAACAACCUGUACGAACCAAAAAAAGCCUCAUUUGACAACAUGUACAUUUCACAAGACAGUGUCAGCAUCGAAGGACCUAAGAAAUGCAGUCGUUCAACAUGGAAACGGGCGUGGAUUGAUUUCACCGAGUCAACUACCAUUCAUGGGAUACGCCAUAUUUGGACGGCUGAUACGUUGGCAUUCAGAAGGUUUGUGUGGCUUACCCUCGUCCUCGCCGGCAUUGGAAUCAUGUCUUACCAGAUUAUAGACAGAAUCAUCUAUUACUAUGGAUGGAAGACAAAUGUUAAUGUCGGUGUUAACUUUAACGACACUCUACCGUUCCCAGCCAUUACAUUGUGUAACCAGAACGCUUUUAGGGCGACCGCAGCCGCUGCCGACAACCGGUACCGACUGAUUGAGGACAUGUACACUAACCGGCAGAAUUUCUCCGUUGGCGAUCUCGGGGCCGUCUACAACGCCAGCAACAUUACCGUGGGCGACCUAUAUGUUAGAGCUGCUCAUCGCAAAGAGGAUUUGAUCGUCAGCUGCCAUUGGGGAAGCACCCCAUGCUACCUAGAGGACUUCACUCAAAUAUUUACAGAUCAUGGAAUCUGUUACACGUUUAAUGAUCCUAUCUCCCCCGCCGAUGGGCUCAAUGUCACUAACGCAGGUAUCGACUACGGUUUACGCUUAGUCCUGAACGUUGAGCAGUACGAGUACAUGCCAGGCCCCCAUGACGCCGCCGGGGUCAAAGUAUUUAUUCACGACCAAGACGAAUUCCCAUUGGUCGGGGACCUGGGCCUUGCCGUACCUACGGGAUCUCACUCGUUUGUCGGGAACAGCUUGUUUGUAUUGAAAAACUUACCUCCUCCACACGGUGUAUGCGGGGAAAAACCGAUGAAGUACUUCACUAAUGUGACCUACACGACAGCCAUCUGUAAGAUUGAUUGCCUGACGACAGAGUUGAAAAAAGCAUGUGGAUGUCGAGAUGCCUAUUUGCCUCACAUAAACAAUGACCCACCAGUCUGUACUUUACUUCAAAUGUACGAGUGCGCCAUGCCAUUCAUUGACAAAUUCCAUAUCCGUGAGCACGAGAUCUGUGAGUGUCCAGUGCCUUGUACUUUCCAGGCUUAUGAACCCAGCAUAUCGUACGCUACCACAUCAAGCUUUGUCAUCGACAAGUUACUGGCCAAUCUGAACUAUGAAGAGCUGGAACAAAAGUACCGUCAUGCAAGAGAGGUAACGAAUCGAGUGGAAAAGGAUAAAUUCUUGAAUUUCAAAAAUACAGCAGACGACGUGAAGAUGAAGCUUUUGAGUAUCGAACUUCUCCUAAAGGAGGAAAUAGAGCAAAAAUUGCACGAACAGCGGGCAGUCCUGGCGAUUAAAAAAGAGGAAGUAUAUAAAAUCUGGAAAAGGAAAAACUUCAUCUUAAAUUAUCAACUUUAUGCAAUACAGAAGAAUUUCAUCAGAGCUCGAGAUGCAAUGGAAGAAAGGACGUUGAGUUACAUUGGGAACGGUUUCCAGGCUUUCGCUUUAGAUAUGCACACAAAGCUACAUGAGCUUGUCAACAUGGCUUCGGAUCAGGAGUGUACAAGAGAGGUGAUUUACCAGAUUCUCACCGAUAAAGUGGAUAUUGAAGUAGAAAUGAUUAACAGGGGCAUUGGCAAUUUAACAGAACUGAUAGAUGCCUAUAAGAAUGGAACUCCGAUAUUCAACUAUAAAUAUUCCAAAAUGGCACGAAACAACAAUCCAUACAUUGUGCCCAAAAAACUGAUGAAUGAUUCGCUGUACCGUACGUGGAACGCCAGAAACUAUGGCCUGAGAAUAGCAAGUGAUCUGGAGAUCCUAAAAGAGCACGUCCUGGGAUACAAAAACCUGACAGAGAUCGCCUAUUACAAUAGCACCCUGGAUCCCGACAGUCUUUGGUACGUCAACAAAAAAUUCAUCUUCUACAAUAAACGUUAUUUUCAUAAUAAAGCUAACCUCUACUUCGAGUCGAUAAAUGUACCCGAGAAAGUAAUGAAUGAAAGAAUUGAUAAUUUUACUCAGCUGUGGACAGAUUUUGUUGCUCUGACCGACAACAUAGAAAACAAUAUAGACCGUAUAAACGGCUCUCUAGAUGAAGUUCUAGGAAAAGUGAUGCCCACAUUAAGAGAGCUGAGUGAUCUAAGUCAAGAGUAUCUGGUGAAUUCAUCUGUUCUGAAGCUAGACGUGGCGAAGUCCGCCCUAUCCCCUGUCAUCCACGAAGGCAUUAAUACGAUGAAGGUGUUCUUCUUAGAAGUUAGAUCACGUGGUCAGGCUAUCUUCGACGAUUGGACGAAGCUCAUAGAUAUAACGGGCGACACCUGGCGAAGCAUUUUGACAGAUGUGGACUCGAUAGAGUACUACCAGUGGCGAGGUUACAAGAACUUCUUGCAGAAUCUUACCGAAGUUCUAGCUACAGAGGAAAGCCACUUUGUGUUCAUAAGAGACGAGACCGACAUUCGUGACGUCAUCGGAAAUAGAGACAGAAUCUUCUACUCCUCCUUGUACGACAUGAUGGACAUUAUGGGAGAUUUUAAAAAGAGUACGAAACUCGAUGGAAAUUUCUUGCGGGAAAAUUUUGUAUUCCUGGACGUGUUCUACAGUGAGUUGAGCUAUGAGGAAGUAACUCAGCAGGAAGACUAUACAAUAUUUUCUCUCCUAUGUGACAUUGGGGGAUCCAUGGGUCUUUUCAUUGGGGCUAGUGCCAUGAGUCUGUUUGAAAUUGUGGAUCUCCUUGUGGACCAGUCCUUUAAACAAGCUCUUGGCGCUGGGAAGCGGUGA